This is a messenger RNA of Rattus rattus (black rat), 1903 nucleotides long. It is a transcript of the gene S1pr4, whose product is annotated as sphingosine-1-phosphate receptor 4. Bases 26 to 1186 code for a protein of 386 amino acids. NCBI's taxonomy places the organism in Eukaryota, Metazoa, Chordata, Mammalia, Rodentia, Muridae. The record is from RefSeq and is a predicted model, not a curated record. The transcript has a single exon. Gene Ontology annotation, biological process: G protein-coupled receptor signaling pathway. Gene Ontology annotation, cellular component: membrane. Gene Ontology annotation, molecular function: sphingosine-1-phosphate receptor activity.
UCUCAGUCUAUCCCCGGGGAAGGCCAUGAACAUCAGUACCUGGUCCACGCUAGUGACCCCAGAGUCCUGCCACCGACUGGCGGCUAGCGGUCACAGCCUGCUCAUCGUCCUGCACUACAAUCACAGCGGCAGGCUGGCUAGCCGUGGGGGCCCUGAGGACAAUGGCGGGCUGGGGAUGCUGCGGGGGCCGUCGGUGGCAGCGGGCUGCCUGGUGGUGCUGGAAAACGCCAUGGUGCUGGCUGCCAUCGCCAUCCACAUGCGCUCACGGCGCUGGGUGUACUACUGCCUCCUGAACAUCACCCUGAGCGACCUGCUCACAGGCCUGGCCUACGUGGUCAACGUGCUGCUGUCGGGAACUCGCACCUUCCAGCUGUCACCUGUGCACUGGUUCCUGCGGGAGGGCCUGCUCUUCAUGGCCCUGGCUGCGUCCACCUUCAGUCUCCUCUUCACAGCCGGCGAGCGCUUCGCCACCAUGGUGCGGGUGGCUGAGAGCGGGGCCACCAAGACCAGCCGUGUGUAUGGCUGCAUCGGUCUGUGCUGGCUGCUGGCAGCUACCCUGGGCCUGCUGCCCCUGCUGGGCUGGAACUGUGUGUGCGCCUUCCAGCGCUGCUCUAGCCUGCUGCCCCUCUACUCCAAGGGCUAUGUGCUCUUUUGUGUGGUGGUCUUCGCCCUAAUCCUAGUGACUAUCCUGAGCCUCUACGGGGCCAUCUUUAGGGUGGUCCGAGCCAACGGGCAGAAGUCCCCGCGUCCUCCUGCCCGCCGCAAGUCCCGCAGGCUACUCAACACCGUGCUGAUGAUCUUGGUGGCUUUUGUGGUGUGCUGGGGUCCCCUGUUUGGCCUGCUCCUGGCCGACAUCUUUGGAUCUAAUGUCUGGGCCCAGGAGUACCUGCGCGGCAUGGACUGGAUCCUGGCCCUAGCCGUGCUCAACUCAGCCAUCAAUCCUCUCAUCUAUUCCUUCCGCAGUCGUGAGGUGCAGCACGCUGUGCUGACCUUCCUGUGCUGCGGCUGCCUCAGGUUAGGCCUGAGAGGCCCUGGAGACUGCCUGACCCGGAUCACCGAGGCCCACUCUGGGGCAUCCACCACUGACAGCUCGCUGAGGCCCAGGGACAGUUUUCGGACUUCGAGGUCACUCAGCUUCAAGAUGCGAGAGCCGCUGUCCAGCGUUUCCAGCAUCCGCAGCGCCUAGAGCUUGAACCAGCCGGUCGCCCACCGAGCAGGCCCUCCCAGGAGAGGUGAGAAGGGACUGGACACAAGAUCCUAGCCUGACGGUGAUUGAGAACAUACCUGCAGACCCCGGGUUCCUUCCACGAAACUCCCCAUGAUGAAUGUUUGGCAGGGAGUGGCCAGAGCCAGAUCCAGUGAGUCUGGGCCUCGAUGGGGCUCCCAGGCAGCGAACGGGGUGUCCAUGUCCGAGGUCAUGGACAGGACAGUGCCUUAUGGUUAUUUCUUAGACACAUGUGUGCUGUGACCAGGAUGCUGUAACAUGUCUCUUGGUCACAGUGCUUUGGGGGUGUGUCACUGGCACCCAGUGCUUUGGGGGUGUGCUGGGAUGGGGUACACCUGCACCAUUUGUUUGAAGGCAACCUGAUGUGUUGUAAGAACUACAGGAGGGGCUGGGGGCACCCCAGUCUGUCAUCCAUUCCUCUUCUCAGUGACUUCCCCAUUGGGACAAGCAACCUGCCCCCAUGGCCUCUCUCCUCCGGGUUCUCUAUCUCUCUGUGGGGAGAUAGACCCACCCACCCGAGGUCUGGGGCAAUCUCAACUGGUCCUGUAACCCUACAGCCUCGCCCUUCCGGUUCUGAAUCACCAAGAUAUGCUGUGACAGGAAGCUGUGGACUCUACCUUGUGACAGUACAGCUGCGAACCACGCAGGGCUGCGUAAAAUGCAUUAAAAUGAGUGAAA